Messenger RNA from Phycodurus eques (leafy seadragon), 3105 nucleotides. RefSeq names its product nfe2 like bZIP transcription factor 2a (gene nfe2l2a). Gene Ontology annotation, molecular function: RNA polymerase II cis-regulatory region sequence-specific DNA binding; DNA-binding transcription factor activity, RNA polymerase II-specific. Gene Ontology annotation, cellular component: nucleus. Gene Ontology annotation, biological process: cellular response to oxidative stress; regulation of transcription by RNA polymerase II. The record is from RefSeq and is a predicted model, not a curated record. NCBI's taxonomy places the organism in Eukaryota, Metazoa, Chordata, Actinopteri, Syngnathiformes, Syngnathidae.
AACGGGAAGGAGCAGCUCGGUGGGGAGGACCACACUUUCCCGUGACGUUGCUUGGAUAAGAGGAAGUCAUAUUUUCUCCAAUAUUCAGCCACCGAGACGGACUAUCUGCUGGCCCUUUUUGAACCAGACGACCGAGGAAAACCCCCAAAAUAUUUUGGCCGCGUUUAACAAGGUUACGGAGGGGCUGAAGUCCACGAUGAUGGAAAUGGAGGUGAUGCAUUCCGGACAACAGGACAUGGACCUGAUCGACAUUCUGUGGAGGCAGGACAUCGAUCUGGGAGCCCGGCGUGAGGUGUUCGACUACAGCCACCGUCAGAAGGAGCACGAGCUGCAGAGGCAGCAGGAGCUGGCGGAGGAGAAGAGGUUGCACCUCCUCCGCGAGCAGGAGAAGGCUCUGCUGGCACAGCUACAGCUGGACGAAGAGACAGGGGAGUACGUGCCGCGACCGCUGCCCAGCACCCCGCUGCAGUCGGCCUACCACGCCGCAGUUGCUCCCACGCCUCUGGCGGUAGCACAGGACGUGAGCUUCACACAACAGGGUGCUGGGACUUUGUCAUUUGACGAAUGCUUGCAGCUCCUCGCAGAGACGUUUCCCAUCGAGGAAAAUGAGGAUGCCUCCGUUUCCCUGGACACGAGUGAUGUCUCUGUUGAGAGUAGCCGCAGCAGCAGCGUUGCCAUGAUGUCCCCCGAGCAACCAUCUUUGGCCCCACUUACGCUUUCACCAGGUCCUAUGAUAGCAUCCCAGCCACAGAAGAUACCUUUGGAUAUCGAACAGGCCUGGAUGGAGCUGCUGUCACUUCCUGAGCUGCAGCACUGUCUGAGCCUACAAAUGGAGGACACACUAGAGACAACGACCUAUCCUCUCCCAAAUAGCACUGAAGCACAGGAUCCAAACUACUCUUUUUACCCAAUGUCUAGUCCAGUAGAAGAGAAAAACAAUUUAAAUGUGUGUCCUACAGUUUUUAUGAAUACAUUUGAUAGCUCAGUUCCCAGCGUGACACCAGCAGACAAUGUGAACCGAAUGAAGUCAGAAGUUCCCCAGUUAAACACUCAUUUCAACCUUAAUAGCUUUUGCAACACAUUUUACCCUGACACCAGUUUGGAGGAGAGCAGCAGUCAGCAGGACCUUGAGGGAAAAGAAUACAAUAUCAUGUCCGAUGUUCAGAAAUUGUACAGCCUCUCACCCGGUGAUACGUUUGAACGGGGCAGACAUAAUGCAUCUGCAGAAGUGCCCGACUUAGACUCUGGCCUCUCCUCAAGUCCCGACACUUGCUCGCCUGGGAAAUCUCUAUAUGGAGAUGAGGGUUUUGACGGCAGCGAUUCUGACAUGGAGGAGAUGGACCAGAACCCUGGCAGCACAAAAUCUGACUACUCUGAGAUGUUCUCUUUAAACUUUCAACCUGAUGAUGUUCAGCAAGCAUUUCCUCUGCCCACAUUAGCGGACCAGGUUCAAAUCCAGCAGGACGAGCCCAAAAAAGAAAUGGAUCCGGCGGAAGACAACGGGCAGAGCUCCUCGCCCUUCACUAAAGACAAACGCAAGAGAAGAUCGGAUUUGCGUCACUCCAGGGACGAGCAGAAGGCCAAGGCCCUCAAGAUCCCCUUCAGCGUUGACAUGAUCAUUAACGUGCCUGUCGACGACUACAACGAGCUGAUCUCAAAGAACCAACUGAAUGAGGCCCAGCUAGCCCUGGUCAGGGACAUUCGCCGCCGCGGCAAGAACAAGGUGGCAGCCCAGAACUGCCGCAAGCGCAAGAUGGAGAACAUCGUGGGGCUGGAGCUGGACCUGGACUCACUCAAGGAGGAGAAAGAGCGUCUGCUGGGCGAGAAGUCCCGCAACGUAAACAGCCUGAGAGAGAUGAAGAGGAAGCUGAAUAGCCUUUACCUGGAAGUGUUCAGCAUGCUCAGGGACGAGGAUGGCAACUCCAUCUCGCCGACCGACUUCUCUCUGCAGCAGUCGACCGAAGGCAGCGUCUUCCUUGUUCCUCGCACUAAAAAGACUUUGAUCAAGAGCUAAGACCAGCGCCUGUCUUUCUAGUAAGGUACAGCAGUCACAUAGUCGCACUAUGCAAUGACAUUCUCAGCUUUAAGCAUCAGUAGCGCUUAGUGUUGUCACAAUACCAACAUUUUGACUUCGAUACUAUACAUGCAUAAAGUAACUCGAUACCGGUCCGGAAACAAAACCACGGCAAAAACUUAAAACGUCAGUAAAAAGCAGUGGAAUAAUGGCUGACAGGUAAACAACUUUGAAUUCUUUUUAUUUGUAUUAAUAGAAAAAAAGGAUUCUAAUUAGAAUACAUUUGAUAAAAUAACUUUGGAAGAAUGGAACACAAAACAUUCAACAUUUUCUAAACACUACUGAACUGAACUAAAGUUUAUAUACACACACGUGUAUCCAGCGCUGUACAAGUCUUAGGCCAAGUUUUGUUUUAGCAAUGUUAUCAUGAUCAUAUGUAACUAGAGCUACUAAGUUUAUCAUAGACCUCCACCAAGGCUGAACUAGUGAUAAAAGUCAAAACAAUCCAUAAAACUUGGCAUUUGGGUUUGUUAGACCACCCAAGUGUUUAGCUCGCAGGCUAUUUACUGGAGGAUGGGGAACAUAUGGGAGGCGAAAAUAUGAUUCUGGGGGGGUGAAUGGUUCUUUUGAUUCCAUGGUGACUCAUAAUGCAUACAAAAACUAACCCUAUCUGCACCCCAAUUCAGACCCACAGCAAAAUACAUCUUCAAUUAAUCGCUUGUGUUCCAGUGUAAGAAUUUGCAGCCACUUCUGUGUUUUGUGCAACCCCCCCGAAUAAUUUUUUUCCGGCAAAAAUAAAAUAAAAUCACGGUUUGGUUUUGGAACUGGUACUUUGUGCAAAACUAGUAGCUCUGCAGAACUAUUGUAAAGUUUUGGUUCUUCUUGGAUGUUAUGAAUAUUUUUUAUAUUUUCUUUUAUACUCAUAUUCUAUGUGAUUAUUUGUAAAUAGACAUGAUAUAAAUCUUGAGAUUACUGUAUGUGUAAAUAUUCUCACUGUAUAGUUUCUGUAUGCUAAAUGGAAGAUUUUUAACUAUAUACACUAUGAUUUGCUGCGCAGGUUCUUAUGCUUUUCAAUAAAUCAUCCAAAGCUA